Notolabrus celidotus (New Zealand spotty) is the source of this 2422-nucleotide messenger RNA. RefSeq names its product four-jointed box kinase 1 (gene fjx1). Lineage: Eukaryota; Metazoa; Chordata; Actinopteri; Labriformes; Labridae. The coding region runs from base 526 to 1797 and encodes 423 amino acids. The record is from RefSeq and is a predicted model, not a curated record. Gene Ontology annotation, biological process: cell-cell signaling. The transcript has a single exon.
AUCACAUAACACACGCUCACAAAACGCAGCGCGGUGCACUUGCUCCUCUCCUCUCUGAACCCUCCUUCCCACGAUCCGCCCACCAUCUCGGGACUGGAGUCACGUGUCCCCCCCGCCUAGUGUCUCUCUGCGAGCCGACAGCACCACAUAUCAAACUCACCCAGCGCCCGGUGGAGAGAGAAAGGAGGAUGAGGAACAGAGAGGUGAAAACGGACGGAAAGCAGCUAAGACGACAGAGGGCUUUAAUGGAGUACGUCUGAUGGAGGAUGCGCGCUGCGGUGAUCCGAAAUGCUUACACUGUUUCCCGCACAGGAGGGGUAUGACCAGGCGUCUGAGCAGGACUGGAGAUGAGAUUCACACUGUUUCGGAGACCCUCUUCGUCCUGUGAUCUCGGUUUGAGGGGUGAACAGGACACGGGGCGUACUGCUCAAACCUAAACUGUGGAUUGGGGAAAAUUGGCUGUUUCUUUCUGUUGUAAACCUGCUGUGGAUCUGUGGGUCUACAGAGGGACGGGUGGUCUCUACCAUGAGGGCUCUUUCAGCAAACUUAUUCGCUCUCCUUCUCCUGUGCGCCCUUGCAAGUGUUUUCUACGUCUGGAGCGCGUUAGAGAGCCGUUUGGAUCGACACAAGCGGAGGCUCGUAGGGUCCUUACACCAAGGUCUCCCAGCGGACCUCUCCGCCAAAACUUUCCGGGUAUUGCUCGCCGUCCCGGCGGCACAAAGACCGCGCUUGGGGGGCAGACUUGAGGCGCACAACCUCACUGAUCAAACCGUCUCUGCAGGAAGUCGAGAUUACCAUGUGAAUGGGGAUAACAAGAGGUCAGCGAGGCGGGAGGGCCUGGUCAAGUUGGGCUCCCCGGUGGAGGAUGGGAUAUUUUGGAAUGAAUGGCUUGAGGAUCUGCUCCCUGCGGGCUUCACAGAGGAAUAUGCUCAGGCAUGGAGAGAGAGAGCGAGGACACACACGGUAGUGAAGCUGGAGCCUGGAUGCGGCAGAAUAUCAAACCAGCUCGCCACUUUUGCGGAUGGGACCAAAGCGUGUGUGCGUUACGGGAUCAACGCGGAUCAGGUGCAAGGAGAAACUUUGACUUAUUACCUCGCCAGUUUGCUCGGCAUCUCAAACCUGCCUCCUCUCAUACUGUCCCAGCUGAGCGGUGGUAGUGAACAAUGGGAGACUGUGAGGGCGAGGAUAGACGGCUUACAGUGGAGUGAUGGAGCCGUGGUUUCUCUCACUAAGUGGGUCUCAAAUCUGACGGGGGUGGUCACACCUGCACCGCUCAGGCAGGAGAGCAGCGGGCUACAUCCUGUGCUGCAGGAGCUCCAGAACAAGUCGGCGGCGGAGCUGCUGGAGCUGAUGCAGUGGACAGACCUGAUCAUAUUCGACUACCUGACUGCGAACUUCGACAGACUGGUCAGCAAUCUGUUUAGCCUGCAGUGGGACUCGCGCGUAAUGGAGAGGGACACGAACAACCUCCUGAAAACACCACGCGGUGACCUUGUGUUUAUAGACAACGAGGCCGGGCUCGUGCACGGCUUUCGGGUGUUGAACAUGUGGGAGAAAUAUCACAGCACGGUUUUGAGCUCAGUGUGUGUGUUCAGGAAAAGGACAACGCAGCGUGUUGCGGAGCUGCACAAGCACAGAGACUCCAGGAAAAGGCUGCUGGAGCUCUACAGAGACAGCGAGCCUUUGUCUGUGGAAUUAGGAUUUCUCUCAGAUGAGCACGCCGCUGUUCUCCAGGACAGAAUAGACAGACUAUACAAACACAUUUUACAUUGCAAAGGAAAGUACAGCCAGCUGUGAACGUUCAGCAUGUACAGGUGAUGGAUUUGUCGUCUGCACGGUAUAAUGAGACUGGCACACCUGUACUAAACUGAUGCGAAUUACACUAAACUGUCUUGAAUAUCCAGCUGAACUACCUCUUGUGAAUAGACUGUGUUGCCUACUUUAUAAAUAAGCAAAUUUGACAAGUGUUUAUAAACUCCCCUAGUUUUUCACUGUACUCGCAGAGAGGAAUUAUUAAGGCCAGUUUAUCGUGUCUUAUUUCACCCCUUGAGGCUAUAUUUGUGACUAGAGCUUCAUAACGCAGCCCACCAUGUGUGUUAGGGUUAUUGCCUUUUGUUAAGUUAUUCUUAUGAUAAACUCUCAAGCCUUAACUUAAUUUGACUCUUGAAACUGUUUCUGUUAACACGUGGCUUGCUUUUUAAAAAAAUAUUUUGCACAGUACAUUGUCACCUGCUCUUGCUUAUGAACUGCAUAUUAAGCCUUAAAAUCACAGGUGUAUCACACACAUUGUACAUGUUGUAAAUAUGAUGUAAAUAAUAUCCAACAUCCUGUUUUUGAAAAUGUGUGCCCCACUUAUUUAAUGUGCAUUGUAACAUUCCAAAAUAUCUUGUCCUUUUUGAUAAAACACUGUUAUUUAAUUUGA